Prorocentrum cordatum is the source of this 560-nucleotide messenger RNA. Lineage: Eukaryota; Dinophyceae; Prorocentrales; Prorocentraceae. The record is from the annotation of a GenBank genome assembly.
CGCUGGGCUCUCGAGGUCGGGAGGCGCACCUGCCGGCCGGGCACCCGCCCUGCCUGCGGAGGCGCGCGCCGGCGGGCCUGGAGCAGGGAGGGCGGGAGAGGGAGAGGGAGAAGAGCACACGGACGGCGCUGAAAGAAACCUUCGCUACGACGAUCAAGGGUAUGAUCAAAGACGCCGCCGAGAAAAACAAGGCUGAGGCGUUGGGCUUGGAGGAGCCGUUGUACGACCACGUGCCAGAGAAAGAUGCCCAGGACAAGGACGCUGGGUUAGACGAGGCGUUCGACGAUUUCAUGGACGACGCGGCGCAGCAGGCGGACCAGAACGCUACCGCGGCACGCAUACGAGACAUGGUUGCUCCAAACAGCGGCUUUGCCCCGGCCGCGAGGCCAGGGGCAGGGAAGACGGGCGCCAAAGGCAAGGGCGCCAAAGGCAAUGGCGACAAAAGCCAGGACAGCAAGGGCGUGGAGAAGAAUGUCAAAGGCGCCGAAGGCAAAGGCAAGGACAAGGACAAAACCAAGAACAACACCGAGCACGGUAACAGGCACAUGGUGGAGAUGGAA